AUGGCGGAGAAUCUAAGAAUCGCAAUCAUUGGCGCAGGCAUGGGCGGGCUUGCCACGGCCCUCUCUCUUGCAAAAGCCGGCCACAAGAACAUCACGGUGUACGAGCACGCGUCAAACCUCGGUUUCGUGGGCGCCGGUAUCCAGCUGGCACCCAACAUGGCCAAAAUUCUUGAUAAGCUGGGCGUAUGGGAACAGAUCGCCGCUGAAGCCGUCCAAUGCGCAAACACAUCCAUCCGCGAAGGCGUCUCAGACAAAGAGCUUGGUUAUGUAGACCUAGGCUACGUCAAGGAGAAGUACGGUUACCCACAUAUGGUCGGGCACCGCGCAUCACUCGCGGGCGGACUGUACGAGGGCUGCCAAAAAGAAAGCGGUAUCACGUUCAAGCUCGGCAAUAACAUCACAGAUGCUCGCUUCGGCGCAAAGUCCACAUUCAAGGUCACACCCACCAAAGGUGGCGAGCCUGAGACAAUUGAAUGCGAUGUUCUUCUGGGUUGCGACGGCGUGAAGAGCAACACACGCGUCGCUAUGCUGAAGGAGCUCGGCGAAACAGCAACAGUCAAAGACUCCGGCCAAGCGGCGUAUCGCAUUAUGUUGAGCCGCGAGCAAAUGUCCCCCUACCCAGAGCUUCUGAAGCUUAUCGAUAGUGACACAGUAACACGCUGGAUUGGCGAGAAGAAACACAUUAUCGCAUAUUCAAUCCACAACAAGCAAAUCUACAACCUUUCGACUGCCCAACCUGACGUCAACUUUGCUGGCGCCCCAGAUGCCCAGUACACGACCAGGGGUAGCAAGAGUGCAAUGCUGGACGUUUACAAGGAAUUCUGCCCUAUGAUCCAGACAAUGCUGAAUCUGGUACCAUCAGACGAGGUCGUAGAGUGGAAAUUGAGAGUACACGAUCCGCUACCGACAUGGGUUAUUCACAGCAUGGCGCUCGUCGGCGAUGCCUGUCAUCCAACGCUGCCGCACAUGGCGCAGGGCGCGGCGCAGGCGAUUGAGGAUGGUGCUGUACUAGGUGUUGUUCUUGCUCCAUCGCGGCUCGGGGACGCAAGCCCAGAGACGAUUAACAAGGCCCUGAAGCUGUACGAGAAGCUCAGGAAGCCGAGAGCGGAGGCGCUUGUUGAACUUGCAGCAGAGAGUGGACGGAACAUGCAUCUUGGUGCUGGUAAGGCGAAGGAGGAGCGGGACAAACAGUUUGCUGCAUUGAAGCUGGGGGGUGGCAAGGUUCCAGACAAGUGGGCAGAUGCGGAUGUACAGGCCAUGGUGUAUGGAACAAACGUGGUGAAGCAGGCCGAGGACCUGUGUCAGGAAGAGGGCCUUGUGGCGAAAUUGUAA
Ascochyta rabiei is the source of this 1332-nucleotide messenger RNA. RefSeq names its product Salicylate 1-monooxygenase. Bases 1 to 1332 code for a protein of 443 amino acids. Lineage: Eukaryota; Fungi; Ascomycota; Dothideomycetes; Pleosporales; Didymellaceae. Gene Ontology annotation, molecular function: monooxygenase activity; FAD binding. The record is from RefSeq and is a predicted model, not a curated record. Gene Ontology annotation, biological process: secondary metabolite biosynthetic process. The transcript has a single exon.